Bactrocera tryoni is the source of this 1570-nucleotide messenger RNA. RefSeq lists its product as uncharacterized. The record is from RefSeq and is a predicted model, not a curated record. Gene Ontology annotation, molecular function: signaling receptor activity; peptide hormone binding. The transcript is spliced from 4 exons. NCBI's taxonomy places the organism in Eukaryota, Metazoa, Arthropoda, Insecta, Diptera, Tephritidae. The coding region runs from base 275 to 1570 and encodes 431 amino acids.
GAACAGAAGCAGAAACUGAAACAUAAACAAAAGAAGAAACAGAAAGAGAAAGCGAAGAAGGCACAGCGGAAGCAAUUUAAAUGAAGUUAAGCAGCCGUUCAAAUAGAAACAAAAAUUGAAGGAAAAGAAAAAGUAACAUCUAGAACUCAAAACGGGACAGGUACUCACACAAACGCGGAAUAAUAAACAAAAUUAAUUUUGGAAAACAGGGAGAAAGCUAAAAAAAUUUGUAACAAUUAUAGAAACAGAUUUGAGAAUAGAAUUAGAAACAGAAAUGAAAACAGAAUUUGGUACAGAAAUGUCAAGCAUGCCAGAAACUGCAGCGGCAGCAGCCGAACCACGAAUUGGAGUUUACAAACAAAAUCGAAAACAAAUAAAUAAACUUCAACAACAAAAAAUGCUCACAAAUUAUCGAUCUCACGGCGGUACGCAAGCCCAACUCCCACCUACUCAACACCGCACUCAUGGCUAUUACGCAGAUCAGCGACAACCAACAACAGCAGUGCGCCUACAAGCCGGUAGUUGCAUUUCAGGAGCUGAAAUUUUGAUCCACACUCAAUGCCAAUGGACACCUACUCAAAAUCACAAGCGCAUACCAGCUGCAGCACGCUCUAAGUGCCACUCAGCAGUUCAACCGCGUAACCAGCACAAAUCGUUGAGCACAAAAUCCCGUCGAUCACAGUUUCACAAUUGGCGUGAUUGGCUUUUUCGUGCCCAGGCAUUGCAACCACCUUGGCGCAACCCCCUUACACAACUACUAACAACCUACACGCUGCUGUAUCUGCUAAGCGCGUUGCCCCACGUAAGUGCCGCUUGCCGCGAGGAGUCCGCUCGCGCUUGCGAAGCCAUUUGUACACCGGACGGUCCCGACUGUACGUUGCGCGCACUUUUAUUGCUGCCCGACGAUGACACCUACACGGCUUCGUUGCGUCGCACAAUGCCAGUGUUGCAUUUGGCCGACCAAUAUAUACGCGAAAAUAGUUUAUUGCCACCGCAGUUGAAUUUGGAAUGGAUGACGGGCGAUGUCAAAUGCGAUGCAGCAUAUGCGUCUAUUAAGGCCAUGGACGGCAUCGUAAAGAAUUGUGCACAUGUUGUCUUUGGUCCAGUUUGCGAUUAUGCCCUAGCCGCCGUUAGUCGCAUCGCCAAGUACUUCAAUAGCAACGGCACACCAGUCAUAUCCAUAGGUGGCGCCACCGACAGUUUUGAAGACCAGAAAACAACAUGUGCUGAUGAGUUCUAUAUGCUGGUGCGUCCCGGCGUGCUCAGCUUUAAAAGUCUCUCCCUGAUGAUAAUCGAACUAAUGAAACGCUACAAUUGGUCGAACUCCAUAGCAUUCUACGAACGUGAUGGGCAAAGUAAUGCCGUCGGUGAGCACAGCUGUUAUUUGAUGAUGAAAAGUUUUGGCGAUGAAAUGCGUAAUCUGAAUUUGACAUUUGCACAGUAUUCCAUAGUGCCGGAGCUGCGCAACCGCACCGAGGAGCUAGUACGUGAAAUUGGCAAUAAACACACAAAUAAUGUUAAUGAAAUAUGCGGCGUUAACAGAAAUUUGCCAUGGAAUUUAACGCUUUAA